Molecule: messenger RNA, 668 nt
Organism: Hibiscus syriacus
Lineage: Eukaryota; Viridiplantae; Streptophyta; Magnoliopsida; Malvales; Malvaceae
Product: 60S ribosomal protein L18-2-like
Exons: 1
Coding region: 60-623 (187 amino acids)
Biological process (GO): translation
Cellular component (GO): ribosome; cytosolic large ribosomal subunit
Molecular function (GO): structural constituent of ribosome; RNA binding
Source: RefSeq, a predicted model, not a curated record
GUUGUAUCUCAUUGGUAGCAGCGCCUCCUCCAUUUCACGACCACCAUCAAGCUUCACCAAUGGGGAUCGAUUUAGUAGCAGGAGGCAAGAGCAAGAAGACCAAAAGGACUGCUCCCAAGUCCGAUGAUAUUUACCUCAAGCUUCUCGUCAAGCUUUACCGUUUCCUUGUGAGAAGAACUGGGAGCAAAUUCAAUGUUGUUAUAUUGAAAGGCUUGUUUAUGAGCAAAGUUAACAAGCCUCCACUAUCUCUCUCUAGGCUUGUUCAGUUCAUGAAAAGAAAGGAUGAUAAGAAUGUUGUCGUAGUGGGAACAGUGGCAGAUGAUACUAGGGUUUAUGAGGUUCCAACUUUGAAGGUUACUGCUCUUAGGUUUACUGAGACUGCGAGAGCUAGGAUUGAAAAGGCUGGUGGAGAAUGCUUAACUUUUAAUCAGCUUGCUUUGAGGGCUCCUUUGGGUCAGAACACAGUUCUUCUCAGAGGUCCGAAGAAUGGCCGUGAAGCACUUAAACACUUUGGUCCAGCUCCUGGUGUGCCUCACAGCCACACUAAGCCCUACGUGCGCUCAAAGGGACGGAAGUUUGAGAGGGCCAGAGAACGAAGGAAAAUCAAGGGAUUUAGGGUUUAGGAUGACGUUAGUGUUUGUUUUGAGGAUGGUCUUCCAUUUAUUACA